GUGGCUGAUAAAGGAAAAAGAGGGGGAGGGAAGUAAUUUGGGGAAAGAAAGGAACAAAGUUGUUGUAGGCUGUGAUACAUUUGCGGAAUGGAUUAAUGCUAGCCUACUUUUACGGUGAAUUUGGUUUGGCAACGGUCAGUACAGUUAAAGGCAGCAUGCGUUCUGUUCUGAAACUUAUCCGCUUAUUUUUGCAGUAAAAUUAUUUGAAAACGGAAUGAGAGCAAUAACGCAUUCUUGAAACAUCGAAUGCUUUAUGUUUUCGUUUGAUCCGGUUUUUGAUGAUCUCGUUUUUAUAUCAAUUUUCAAUAUCAUUUUUAUGUCAAAGUGAAUAGAAGAGUUUGGACACGCAACAUUUUAUACAGAAACUGACUUAUUUUCCUCCUUCCACUGGUCCCCACGAGCCCGACGAGAGUCAUUCUUCCAAAAGCUUUGCCCUGAUAAAUCGUGCGGAAAGGAACUUCACUGGACUACAUUUGGCUUUAAAAACACAAUUUCAAAGGGGAAUGCUUCUUUAUUAAAAGGACCCAAAUAAGAGCAUUUAAGUUUAUACUGGUGCCAGUUGCGUGGGAAACAAGAAAUAGCAGAAACAACUCAUCUUUACGUGACAGGCAACAAGUCUAACCUAAUUUAAUGGACCGUUCCUUCACACCGAAGACAUGCAGGUGUGGGGCUACCUAGUCUCAAACGAGACCGACAAAAACAACUUCAGCUUCAUGAAAGUGGCCUAAACAGUCAUUUUUAUCAGUAUUGUUCUUCAACAUUGCCAGAACAAUAGAAGUAGUCCACUACUAACUCGAUGGAUUCACAUGCGUUACCUUCUACCUGUCUGCCUGUAGUCUCCACAGCCAAGACACGAUGACUCUCAACACUGUUGUCCAAACAUGAUUAUAUCGUCAUGUGAUCCUCCAAAAAUGUCUUAAUCGUUUUAUUUAACGUCUGUUUUUUAUUUAUUGUAUAUGUACAUAUAGCCUACAUAGGUCUGUCUGCUGGUUGUUCUCAUUUGGGGGGUAUUUGUUUGUUUAGCGUAUAGAUUGCAAGGGUCGCUGUCAUUUCAACUACUGUAGUUCAACUGUACUGUAGACAUACUUGAGCAUUAAUGUAUUUCCAACUCACACACUGUAUUUAUUGAGUACAUUAACUUAUAACAUAGUGGUUCGUUAACAGCAUUUAAUUUGAUUAUUCCGAGUUUUAGACGACCAGGUUAGACAUUACAAUGGACCGACUUGGAAGUAAGUUAUUGGAGAAGUUAAAAUUGACUGACUCAGGGAGUGUGAAAUUCGCCAGUUCUAAAAAGAAAAACGAGUUGUUCAACAACACCAACAAUAACAGCAAUGGGAACACCAGUAGUGGACUACCACCAACCCUGAACACUGCAACCUCCUCACCAUCAACAACUGGCCAGUUCUCUCUCACCUCUCCAACCUCAACGGAGGCAUGCGGACCAGCCAGUGGCAGAGGUGGGAAUGGACUGGGAGAGAGAGUCUCCACUACCCAGCACCUCACCCCCUCUACAAACUCCAUUGCCCCCCAACCUGCUGACUGCGAACAUCAACCCUACUCCCUCUCGACUCUUGCCACCCUCCGGCGGCGGUCGCCCCAGCAGCGUGCCUCCUGCUACCUGGGGGAGGGCGUUGACAUCCAGAUGAGGCGUGAGUCAGGCCUGGGGGACUGUGACCCUGCUGGGUCCAAGGUCUCUCUGAACCAGCGCCGCUACUCUCUGGAGCUCCAGCAGCUGGUCCGACGCCAGCAGCUCCUCUCCCAGCCUCCUCUGUCCCACUCCUCUGGCCCCCCUCCGGCGUACCCCACCUCCUCCACCUCCUCGGGCUACGGCUCCGCUCCCCGUGGCGGCACAAUGGCCGAGCUGCACUACCUCCCCGAGCCGGAGCGCCACAAACGCCUCUCCCUCCAGGAGGCGCUGUUCUACAAGCGGCUGAGUACCGGAGGGGAACUCUGGGAGAGCACCAGGCCGGCCUCGCUCUCUCACCCCCCACACCGGCCCUCUGAGAUGGGUGGAGGUUUCUUCUUCCCCCCAGGCCCGGCACUGAGCCCCUGCUCGUCCUUCAGUCUCCAGGAGUCGGUGCUGGUCAGUCCCAGGUCCAGCUUUGCCUCCAGUACGGCCAGCGGUGGAGGAGGGGGAAGCCCCAUCAGCAGCCACUGUAGCAGCAACCGCACCAGCGGAAUCAGCCUGGGCUACGACACCCGCUACUCCGCCUCCUCCGCCAUGGCACCGCAGCUGCAGUUCUCCUCCCUGCACACAGGGGGCUCCACCAGCGGACAGGGAUACACAGUCUCAGGCAGGGCCGGGGCACCCUCUGGGUCUGGAGGCUGGAAGGACUACCUGGACGGGGUGUCCUCACCUGGAGGAACAGGGGUUCAGGACAGCCGGCAUUCGUACCCGCCUGCGGUGGGUAGCCCAGCAGCGGCCUGUUACCGGGCUGGGCCCGAGUGGUGGGAUGAGAGGGGAGCAGGAGCAGCCCGAGCGGAGGAGACUGGAGUGGGCGCUGGCGGGGAACGGGCACGCUACUCAGACCUCCCGGGGACCCGCUACCAAGAGGAACUGACGCGGCUGUUGCUAAGAGAUGCAGCACUGGAGGGGGAGGGGCUACACCUGGGCGGGCUGAUGCUCAAAGAACAUGCCAAUCCUCCAAUCAAGGCCCUCAGCAAGCCGGCGAUGCUCAUCAGCACAGCUACGGCUGCCGGACCAAUCAAAGCCCAGGAGGAGCCAGGAACGGGGAGGGAGGUGUCGUCUGAGAAUCGCCAGGAGUUCUUUGGUACAUGUGUGAAGUGUGGGAAAGGUGUUUAUGGAGCGGAUAAUGCUUGCCAGGCUCUGGACAGCCUCUAUCACACACGCUGCUUCACCUGUGUGUCCUGUGGUCGCACCCUGAGAAACAAGGAUUUCUACAACGUCAAUGGCUCUGUGUACUGUAAAGAGGAUUACAUGUUCUCAGGGUUCCAGGCUGCAGCAGAGAAAUGCAGUGUGUGUGGCCACCUUAUCCUGGAACAGAUCCUCCAGGCAAUGGGGAACUCGUACCACCCCGGUUGUUUCCGCUGUGUGGUGUGUUCCAAAGCCCUGGACGGAGUUCCCUUCACUGUCGACCACCUCAGCAACAUCUACUGUGUCUCGGACUACAACAGAACGUUCGCUCCUAAAUGUGCUGCCUGCUUACAACCCAUCUUACCUGCUGAGGGCAGCGAGGAGAUACUCAGGGUGAUGUCUAUGAACAACGAUUAUCACUUUGAGUGCUAUCACUGUGAGGAAUGUGGGAAGCAGCUCUCAGAUCAGCAGGGCUCCCAGUGCUUCCCUUUGGACUCUCAUCUCCUCUGCCACUCAUGUCACAUGACCUGGGUGUGUGCCUCAGAACAUUUCCCCUCACAACACAAUUGAGGAAGGAACUCUAUGCAUAAAACAUUCCCUUUCUUUCAACAUUCUCUUUUCUUUUUCACACUCAUACAAACUCUUUCUUUCUCCCUAUUGCACACCAAGAUAAUAUGGGUUUGCUCUGAUGUUCGAAUUUCCUUCUACUCAAGAGACAAGCUCACACAUGAAAAUACUGGUAUAAGAUGUAUCAUAUUUACGGUUUUGUUGCAGUGUUUGACAAGAUGGCACCAAUGUCUUAGAUCCAGGGUUGGGUAGGUUACUUUCUAAAUGUAAUCCGUUAGUAACUAGUUACCUGUCAAAUUGUAAUCAGUAACAUA
Molecule: messenger RNA, 3696 nt
Organism: Coregonus clupeaformis (lake whitefish)
Lineage: Eukaryota; Metazoa; Chordata; Actinopteri; Salmoniformes; Salmonidae
Product: LIM domain-containing protein ajuba
Exons: 8
Coding region: 1214-3385 (723 amino acids)
Biological process (GO): response to hypoxia; positive regulation of miRNA-mediated gene silencing; cytoskeleton organization
Cellular component (GO): P-body; transcription regulator complex; nucleus
Molecular function (GO): transcription corepressor activity
Source: RefSeq, a predicted model, not a curated record